Molecule: messenger RNA, 2189 nt
Organism: Eucalyptus grandis
Lineage: Eukaryota; Viridiplantae; Streptophyta; Magnoliopsida; Myrtales; Myrtaceae
Product: amino acid transporter AVT6A
Exons: 6
Coding region: 524-1912 (462 amino acids)
Biological process (GO): amino acid transmembrane transport
Molecular function (GO): amino acid transmembrane transporter activity
Source: RefSeq, a predicted model, not a curated record
UCUUCUUCGUCUUCUUCGAUUACGUACUCAUCCCUUUCUCUCUCUCCCUGUCUGCGCGAUUCCUCUAUAAAAUCCCACCACGAGCCUUCCAUUAUUGGAACAAAGCAACGACCUUGAUUCCAAAUCUCGCCUCCUCCUUCCAUUCCAGCAGCUGGGUUCCGGCGAAUUUCGCCGUUCCGAUCUUCCGCGGCGACCAAUAGGAGGUGCGCCGAUCGCCGCCGUCGACGUCUCCCCUGCUCCCGCUCCCGCUCCCGCUCCCAUUUCCGGAGGGGUUUUCUUCGUUGAAAACCGGAAUCGCUUGGGAUUCCGUCGCUCGUCGGCGCUCCGGGACCGCGAAUUCGAGAUUGGCGGCGGAGCUUUGGCUUUUGGGGCGUGCUCCGAUUUUCUCGGCGGAAAGGUGGAGGCUUGGGGAUAUCCCGUCCGCUGCUGCAAAUCGCGAUUGUCUUGACCUCGAAGCUGUUUGGUUGUUGUGGGCACCAGAGACUCUAGUUGAAGUCGGAAUUCGGAAGAAGAUAAGCGGAAGAUGACGAUCGGAGACAUCGCGCCGAAGAAGGAGAGGAAGUCGCGGAGGAGCAAGGCGGUCGCGGACGAGAAGGCGCCGCUGUUGCCCACGAGGAAGGACGAGGAAGAGAGCUUCGAUGAGUUCAACGGGGCUUCCUUCACCGGGGCGGUCUUCAAUCUGGCCACGACCAUCGUCGGCGCCGGAAUCAUGGCGCUGCCGGCGACCAUGAAAGUCCUGGGUCUCGGCCUGGGGAUCGCCACGAUCGUCUUCAUGGCUUUCUUGACCAAUGCGUCCAUUGAAUUGUUGCUCCGGUUUAGCAGGGCGGGCAAGUGUAUGUCGUAUAGUAGUCUGAUGGGGGAUGCUUUCGGCAAGUACGGGAGGAUUCUGCUGCAGAUAUGCGUCAUGGUCAACAACAUCGGCGUGCUCAUUGUGUACAUGAUCAUCAUCGGGGACGUGCUCUCCGGAACAUCUUCCAGCGGCGUUCACCAUGCUGGUGUUCUUGAAGGGUGGUUUGGAGGACACUGGUGGAAUGGCCGUACUUUGGUUCUUCUUGUCACGACACUAGGAAUAUUUGCUCCGUUGGCAUGCUUUAAGCGAAUAGAUUCAUUGAGAUACACAUCUGCCUUGUCUGUAGCACUGGCAGUGGUGUUUCUUGUUAUCACUGUGGGAAUUUCAAUCAUUAAAUUGAUUGGUGGAGGCGUUGCAAUGCCCAGAUUGCUACCUGAUAUAACUGAUUUGGCAUCAUUCUGGAAGAUCUUCACUGUAGUUCCUGUUCUUGUCACUGCAUAUAUCUGCCAUUACAAUGUCCACACCAUUGACAAUGAACUCGAAGAUUCCACACAGAUAAAGGCAGUUGUGGGAACGUCACUUGGUCUGUGUUCAUCUGUGUAUAUAAUGAUUAGCUUCUUUGGGUUCCUCCUCUUCGGCGAUGGGACACUUGAUGACGUGCUUGCUAAUUUUGACACCGACCUUGGCAUUCCUUACAGUUCCUUGCUCAAUGAUGCCGUUCGUGUUAGUUACGCAGCGCAUCUUAUGCUUGUAUUCCCCAUAGUCUUCUAUCCAUUGCGACUGAACAUGGACGGCCUUCUCUUUCCCUCUGCAAGGCCACUUGUUUCAGAUAACCUGAGGUUUGGAUUGCUCACAACUGGUCUUAUAACUGUAAUAUUCGCGGGUGCAAAUUUUAUCCCCAGCAUCUGGGAUGCUUUUCAAUUUACUGGAGCGACAGCUGCUGUUUGCCUUGGCUUCAUUUUUCCCGCUGCUAUCACUCUGAGGGAUCAUCACAGCAUAGCAACCAAGAAGGACAAGAUUUUAGCCAUUUUCAUGAUUGUUCUUGCCGUCUUCUCAAAUGUGGUGGCUAUCUAUAGCGAUGCUUAUGCUUUAUUCAAGAAGCAUGAAUCUCCCCGUGAAUGAUGGCUGCGGCAUCUAAGACUCGGUAAUGUGGAGAACGAGAUAGUAUUGGAUUUUGAGUCAACCCAAAUAAAAGAAAAAGACCUGGGAAUGCUUACUCUGUAGGAUUCAAGCGCGGAAAUGUAUGCAUGCCGGUCAUUGUACAAAUCUGCUAGUUUGAAAAAUCUGUAUAAAACCGUGUGAGGACAAGGGGGUAGUAUUAUUGUCAUCUGCUCGAAACUGCUUUACCAACUGCAGGCUCAAUAUAUUGGAGUGUCGUGAUUUAGACUUUUUCUCCCUA